AUGCCUUCCUUCAACAAACUCUCCCUCUUCGCCGCCGUCGCCACUGCUCUUUUACCAGCGGUGCACGCCCACGGUCAGGUCAAGGGUGUCUUGGCUGACGGGGUGUACACGUCGGGACCCAAUAUCUACUACGCCGCCGACUCGAAGAAUGCCGGCACAGCUGUCCGUGUGCAAUAUCAGGCCUCGGGAACCGCCUUUAACGUGCCUUCGCAAUGGAGUGACAACUCGGCCAUGUCUUGUGAAGGUGCCUCUGGCGCUCCCGUCUCCGUUGAUAUCACUGCUGGCAGUGUUCUUCGUAUCUACUGGGCAGGUGCCACCAAUGACCUGCUCGGCAAGGCCGGUGUAGGCGACACUGGAGGAACCGACUCCACCAACUACCCUUGGGUCCAUGCCAUGGGUCCCAUCGCCGACUACAUUGCCUCUUGCAAUGGAGACUGCAGCUCCUUUGACGCGUCUACCGCCGGCUGGUCCUUACUCGACAAGAUGGGGAUCGAUUACAGCCAGACCAUUUCUGACGGCCUUAGGACGACGAUGACCAAUAAGCCGGAGAAGUACUAUCCGACUAGCGGAAGUGGGCUGUGGGCUAUGGCCAAGCUUGUGCAACAGGGUUCCUGGUGGGAGACUACCAUCCCCGCUGAGCUCGAAGCCGGCCAAUAUAUUGUAAGGAACGAGAUGACGGCAGUGCACAACCCCCUCAGCUCCGGCGGUGACCGUCCUGGACCGCAGAUGUACAUUGCCUGUGUUCAAGUGAAUGUCAAAGAUGGCGGUUCCCAGACUCUUCCUGCUGGCACCCAAGCUGGAUCGCUCUACUCCCCCAGCGGUGACUUUGCCAACUUCAACGUCUACGCCGGCGACGAGUGGAAAGACCCCUUCCCGGAUGUUCUGAGCUUUGCCUCGUCCUCCUCGUCAUUCUCAAGCGGCUCCUCUUCCUCUUCCUCUUCCUCUUCCUCCUCUGCCACCUCUGAGGCCUCUUCGUCUGAAGCUCCCGCUCAGACCGCUACCUCGUCUUCUGAUGCUACCAAUAACGCCCCAUCCACGACACUGACAUCUACUGCCUCUGCAGAGACCACCUCAGGCAGCAGCAACUCUACUGGAGCCUGCCGCGAGCGCCGAAGCAUCAAGAAGCGCAUGGAGUCUCACAAGAACAUGAAGAGGCAACCCUUCCCCCAUACUCACUAA
Molecule: messenger RNA, 1179 nt
Organism: Desarmillaria tabescens
Lineage: Eukaryota; Fungi; Basidiomycota; Agaricomycetes; Agaricales; Physalacriaceae
Product: glycoside hydrolase family 61 protein
Exons: 7
Coding region: 1-1179 (392 amino acids)
Source: RefSeq, a predicted model, not a curated record